AUGGAGCCUUCACCUCUUGAGUUACCAGCUGAUACAUUGCAACGCAUUGCAUCUGAACUUAGAUGUCACCCAACAGAUGAGAGAGUUGCUCUCCACCUCGAUGAAGAAGACAAGCUGAGGCACUUCAGGGAGUAUUUUUAUAUUCCCAAAAUGCAGGAUCUGCCUCCAAUUGAUUUAUCUUUGGUGAAUAAGGAUGAAGAAGCUAUCUAUUUCUCAGGAAAUUCUCUUGGACUUCAACCAAAAAUGGUUAAAACAUACCUGGAAGAGGAACUAGAUAAAUGGGCCAAAAUGGGAGUCUAUGGUCACAGUGUAGGGAAACGUCCUUGGGUUAUAGGAGAUGAGACUAUUUCAGGACUUAUGAGUGACAUUGUGGGAGCCAAUGAGAAAGAAGUAGCCCUAAUGAAUGGUUUGACUGUUAAUUUACAUCUUCUACUGUUAUCAUUUUUCAAGCCUACACCCAAACGGUAUAAAAUUCUCCUAGAAGCCAAAGCCUUCCCUUCAGAUCAUUAUGCUAUUGAGUCACAGCUUCAACUUCAUGGACUUGACAUUGAGAAAAGUAUGCGGAUUAUAAAGCCAAGAGAGGGGGAAGACACAUUGAGAUUAGAGGAUAUCCUUGAAGUAAUUGAGAAUGAAGGUGACUCUAUUGCAGUGAUCCUUUUCAGUGGUCUUCAUUUUUAUACUGGACAGCUCUUUAAUAUACCUGCCAUCACAAAAGCAGGACAAGCAAAGGGUUGUUUUGUUGGCUUUGAUCUAGCACAUGCAGUUGGAAAUGUUGAACUUCACUUACAUGACUGGGGAGUUGAUUUUGCCUGCUGGUGCUCCUACAAGUAUUUAAAUACAGGAGCAGGAGGUCUUGCUGGUGCCUUUGUCCAUGAAAAACAUGCCUAUACAAUUAAACCUGCGUUAGUGGGAUGGUUCGGCCAUGAACUAAGCACCAGAUUUGAGAUGGAUAACAAACUGCAGUUAAUCCCUGGAGUCAAUGGAUUCCGAAUCUCAAAUCCUCCCAUUCUGUUGGUCUGUUCCUUACAUGCUAGUUUAGAGAUCUUUAAACAAGCAACUAUGAAAGCACUGAGGAGAAAAUCUAUUUUGCUAACUGGUUAUCUGGAAUACAUGAUCAAGCAUUACUUCAGCCAGGACAAAGCAGAAAGCAAGAAAACAGUCGUGAACAUAAUUACUCCAUCUUAUAUAGAGGAACGUGGCUGCCAGCUAACCCUAACAUUUUCUAUUCCAAUAAAAUACGUUAUCCAAGAACUAGAAAAAAGAGGAGUGGUUUGUGACAAACGGGAGCCAGAUGGCAUUCGAGUGGCUCCAGUUCCUCUCUACAAUUCUUUCCAUGAUGUUUAUAGAUUCAUCAAUCUGCUCACUUCUGUACUUGGCUCUGUAGAAACAUAA
Messenger RNA from Budorcas taxicolor (takin), 1392 nucleotides. It is a transcript of the gene KYNU, whose product is annotated as kynureninase. The transcript is spliced from 13 exons. Gene Ontology annotation, molecular function: pyridoxal phosphate binding; kynureninase activity. Lineage: Eukaryota; Metazoa; Chordata; Mammalia; Artiodactyla; Bovidae. The record is from RefSeq and is a predicted model, not a curated record. Gene Ontology annotation, biological process: NAD+ biosynthetic process. The coding region runs from base 1 to 1392 and encodes 463 amino acids. Gene Ontology annotation, cellular component: cytoplasm.